UCCCCUUCCCAGGCAGGAAUCAAGAAUCAAGAUCUCCCACCGGGCCCACCAGCCUUCCUCCCUCCUAUAAAUACUCUACACCAUCUUACUACCGUACUCGGCCGGUAUCCCCACCCCAGCCUUCUUCGUUUCCCCCUCCCCCAGCCGCAAAACUGAAAACUGCUUUCUCAUCGUAGGAGAGCAUUCCAACUAUGGUGGACGUCGACCGUCGCAUGGCCGGAUUCCCGGCGAGCCACGCCGCCGGUCUACGCCGCCUCUCCACUCGUGCGGCAACCAACUCCUCCUCCCCCGCCGCCCACCGCAACGGCCUCCAAUCUUUCUCCCCUCUCGCCGACGCAAUCAUCUCCCACCUCCGCGCUUCCGGUGUUUCCAUCCUCCCAGGCCUCUCCGACGCCGAGUUCGCUCGCAUCGAGGCGGAGUUCGCCUUCGCUUUCCCCCCGGACCUCCGCGCAGUGCUGUCACUGGGACUGCCCUGUGGCCCCGGAUUUCCUGAUUGGCGCUCCCGAUCACGCAUCCGCGCCUCCAUCGAUCUUCCCCUAGCAGCUGCUUCCCUCCAGAUCGCCCGUGGAAACUUCUGGCCCCGAUCAUGCCCAGAUCGUGCACUACCUGUUGCUCGAUCAGUCCUCCGUCGAGCUCCACUUCUGAUCCCGCUCUUUGAUCGCUGCUACAUCCCCUGUCGACCGUCUCUUGCCGGUAACCCCGUCUUCUUUGUCGACGAAACGCACGUUCUCUGCUGCGGAUUCGACCUUCCUGAUUUCUUCCGCCGUGAUUCCUCGUUUCGUUCUCCGGAUCGCUCUCUACGGCGUCAAAAAUCAGCAAGUGCCGCUGCCGAUAAGCCCCCGCUACCUCCUCUUCCGCCUCACGCUACUCGACGCAGCUUGGAUUCGAUAGCCGGUAAGGCCCCUCGUUGGAUCGAGUUCUGGAGCGACGCUGCAUCGGAUCGUCGCCGGCGUAACUCUUCCAGCUUCUCAUCGUCGUCGACAUCGUCUCCGAUGCUCGAUGUUUCGGAGAAGACCCCCCCAUCGAGGGUGCCGGAAUGGGUAGAGAGCUACCUCGGCCGAAUAGGGUCGGUUCUGAGGCUAGGCGGAUGGGGGGAGUCCGACGUAAACGAGAUGGUCGAUUCAUCUUCCAAUUCCGGUGGCUUGGCCGGGAUGAUCGACGAUGAGGCGGUACUAGAUGCGCUCCUUUUGAAGGCGGACAGGUGCUCGGACUCGCUGCGUCGUGCAGGAUGGAGCUCUGAGGAAAUUUCUGAUACGCUCUGCUUUGAUUUCCGGCGGGAGCGCCGGGAACGGCGGCCUGCGCUGAAGUUACCGCCGGGAAUCGAGUCGAAGAUCGUCAAGCUCGCCGAGGCAGUUUCGAGAUCCUGAUCUUCCCAGUUCGUCGAUCGAGUAGUGAUUAUCUGUUUACUGAUUUUCUCUUCUGGUUUACCCCUUUCCGUCCUCAGCACCCUCUUUUUUUUCUCGCUUUUAGAGAAAUGCAAUAUCAAAAACAGAAAUAAGUAUAUCUUGAAAUGUAAUAUAUGUAUAAAAAUAUAGAUUGACUGGCACAUUAAUAUUCAAAA
Phalaenopsis equestris is the source of this 1561-nucleotide messenger RNA. RefSeq lists its product as uncharacterized. Lineage: Eukaryota; Viridiplantae; Streptophyta; Magnoliopsida; Asparagales; Orchidaceae. The record is from RefSeq and is a predicted model, not a curated record. Bases 192 to 1367 code for a protein of 391 amino acids. The transcript has a single exon.